AUGGCGCCUUAUGAUAGUGACUCCGAUGAUGGCGACGAUGCGGCGAGUUACACAGAAACCAAUGUCUUAUUAGGGUACGCGGCCGAAGAACCUUCGGAUGAUACAAUCUCGUACUUGGGAGGAACACCCUCAUGGAUAAAUGACGAGACGCUUCCGUCGGCGACACUUGCGAAAUGCAAGGUCUGUAACGAUUUCAUGGUCCUCCUCCUUCAACUCAACGCCGAUCUCCCAGAACAGUUUCCCGGACACGAACGAAGGUUAUAUAUUUUCACAUGCCGAAGGAAAACUUGUAGGCGGAAAGAAGGAAGUGUCAGAGUAUUGCGAAGUUCAAGAACAUUUGCCGCGCCGAAGAAAGUGGUGCCAAAGAAGGAGGAAGUGGAGGAGAAACCAAAGGUCAAUAUUGGAGAAACAUUAUUUGGGUCAAAAGGAAGCAGUAGUGGAAACGCGAAUCCAUUUUCCAUGGGAGGAGCAGGCGGCAAAGAAAAUCCGUUUUCAACAGGUGUGAAAGCUGGGGGAAGCAGCCACAACUCCUCAAAUCCAUUCGCGAAACCAACACCCUCAGAACCCCCAGAAGCAAAAGACCUACCCCAAACAUUCGCCGAAAAGCUCAACAUAAAUAACCCCCAACAAACUCAUGGUCCACCUCCUCCGUCCGUACCCUGGCCAGAGCAAUCCUCCUUCCCAACACCCUACCCAAAACUAUACCUCGUAGACGCCGACUACGAGAUCCUCGACCGCACGCCAGAAAUCGCACAGAACAUCACCGUAGGAACGAUGGACAUUGAAAGCGAAGGCGCCAGCGGCGGCAAAGAAGAUAAAGAAGUAUUCGAAAGCGAGAUCGACAAGACGUUUCAGAAAUUCGCGGAUCGCAUCGGCUGUAACCCAGAACAAGUCCUCCGCUACGAGUUCGUUGGCGCACCGCUGCUGUAUUCGAAGAAAGAUGCUGUGGGCAAGAUGUUUAGCGAGGGAAAGGGGAAGGGGGGAGGGAUGCCGAGGUGUGGGAAUUGUGGGAGGGAACGCGUGUUUGAGUGUCAGUUGAUGCCGCAUGCUAUUAUGGAGUUGGAGAGGGAUGAGAUGGGGGUUGAUGGGAUGGAGUGGGGGACGGUGGUUGUGGGGGUUUGUAAGGGGGAUUGUGUGCAGAAUUUUGUUAAGGAGGGGGAGGUGGGCUGGAUGGAGGAGUGGGUUGGGGUGCAGUGGGAGGAUGUUGGGAGAUGA
This is a messenger RNA of Glarea lozoyensis ATCC 20868, 1215 nucleotides long. RefSeq lists its product as uncharacterized. Gene Ontology annotation, biological process: maturation of SSU-rRNA. The transcript is spliced from 2 exons. The record is from RefSeq and is a predicted model, not a curated record. Gene Ontology annotation, cellular component: cytoplasm. NCBI's taxonomy places the organism in Eukaryota, Fungi, Ascomycota, Leotiomycetes, Helotiales, Helotiaceae. Bases 1 to 1215 code for a protein of 404 amino acids.